This is a messenger RNA of Micropterus salmoides (largemouth bass), 3446 nucleotides long. Its product is annotated as ras-related protein Rab-8A-like. Gene Ontology annotation, biological process: protein secretion; protein localization to plasma membrane; Golgi vesicle fusion to target membrane. The transcript has 8 exons. Gene Ontology annotation, cellular component: endosome; plasma membrane; dendritic spine. The record is from RefSeq and is a predicted model, not a curated record. Bases 58 to 678 code for a protein of 206 amino acids. Gene Ontology annotation, molecular function: GTPase activity; GTP binding. NCBI's taxonomy places the organism in Eukaryota, Metazoa, Chordata, Actinopteri, Centrarchiformes, Centrarchidae.
UUUUCUGUAUAUUCAGUCGCUGCUUCGCCGGGCGGGAUUUCCGCAAUAAUAUCAAGUAUGGCGAAGACAUACGAUUAUUUGUUUAAAUUACUGUUAAUCGGCGACUCUGGUGUCGGGAAGACAUGUGUUCUGUUCAGGUUUUCAGAAGACGCCUUCAACUCCACGUUCAUCUCAACAAUAGGCAUUGAUUUCAAGAUUAGGACAAUAGAGCUUGACGGCAAGAAGAUAAAGUUACAGAUAUGGGAUACUGCUGGCCAGGAGCGCUUCCGAACAAUCACAACAGCCUACUACAGAGGAGCUAUGGGAAUCAUGCUUGUCUACGACAUCACCAACGAGAAGUCGUUUGAAAAUAUCAAGAACUGGAUAAGGAACAUAGAGGAGCAUGCAUCAUCUGAUGUUGAGAAGAUGGUCCUUGGCAACAAGUGUGACAUCAACGACAAACGGCAGGUGUCCAAAGACAGGGGAGAGAAGCUUGCAUUGGAGUAUGGCAUAAAAUUCAUGGAGACAAGUGCAAAGGCCAACAUCAAUGUGGAAAAUGCAUUUUUAACGCUCGCCAGAGACAUCAAAUCAAAAAUGGACACAAAAUUAGAGGGCAACAUGCCGCAGGGAAGCAGUCAUGGCGUCAAGAUCUCAGAGCCUCAGAAAAAGACCAGCUUCUUCCGCUGUAGCCUACUCUGAGGGCGGAGGCCUUCAAUACUGGCUGCCAGCUGGCUGGACAUAAACGGACUGUGCUAGCUUUUAGCACUUCCUUCCCCAUUGAUCUUUCUGUCCUACCAGUCCACACAAACCGGUAUAUUCCCAGUAAGAGAAGGGCUUCCUCUUCUCGCUUCCUCUUCCAAAAGCUUCCAGUGGUGCAUCUCUUCCAUUUAAAGGAGAUCUGUUGUCUUUGUGGGUCACAGUGUUUGACCGUUCAAGGACUCAACCAGGACCAUUGUCCAGAUGUUCCUUAUCACACAAAAGACAGGCUCUUACUUCUGAUGUUAAUCUUUGUACUACGCACUCAUAUUUCACACCAGUGCCAGUAGCACAACCGAGGAAGAUAAAUCAUUUGAUUAAUGCCAAGGUUUUGGGAUUGCAAAUACAAAUGUGAUAUUUAGAUCUAUUUUUAUUAGUGCUCUCUCCCUUUAUGUUAUAAAUGUCAACCAGAGACUGAAAGGCUAGAUCUCUAGUGAAACAGAGUUGCACACGCUUUCAUUUUCAUUUCAACAGUCAAGGAUCAGAGAGGAAUUGGAUUGAAAUGUGCUCUAUUUGAGUUCUACUCUCUGGUUUAUGUGUAAUCCUUGACAAUCAUCCAAUGUGACUAAAAUGCAUGUUUCAACAUGCCCCAAUCAAUACACACUGCCUCCAACUCAUUUGAACCUCACUCUAGUAGCUUUCAGGUGCUGGAAGACAGUUUGGCUACACAAAACCUAAAAAUACAAUCCAGAGUUUUGCCUCUGAAGUACUGCUGUCAAAUUAUCCGCAGAACAUUGGCUUCUCCUUAAGCUUUAUCUGGUGUAGUAACCUCCAAGAAAGUAAUGUACGUACAACACUUUUGAGCACAUUGUGGUGUGAAAGUGAAACACUGCUUUGUAAACCAUUUGUAAGUACACUACAACAAUAUGUGCACACUGUAUAAUUAAAAUAAUCCUCCACAAAUAAGUGCAGUGUAAUAAGAUUAUGGAUGCAAUUGAUUUUUUUUUUUUUUUUUUUUUUUUUAAUUACCCAUUAUUUGAUUGAUUGGCCUACAAAAUGUCAGAAAAUAGUAAGUUUCCUGUUAAAACUAUGAGUUUACUAUCAUAUAAGACAAAAAGCAGCAACUCCUUCUCACAUUUGAGGAACUGGGACCAGUGAAGGAUUGGUAUGAGAAUUUACUUAAAAUGGUCAAUAGAUCAAUUUAUUUUCUCUCACUUGACAAAUUGGUCCAACUCCAAAUAGGAUUAAAGUGCUGGUUUUUAAUUUGACUUGAAGGUUUUGUCGCAGCUCUGUUUCACAGUCUAGCUAAAUGAUGUCUCCAGUUAUCUGAUCAGCAAUUAAAAUCCCUCCUUGAAGUUUCGCACUGUAAGCCCCAGCUCCCCUUGCACUUUACCAGUAACUCGUGUUUUGUGUGUAGUCUGUGCCAAUUGAUAGUUUUGCAAUACAAUUACUUAAAAAAUCCAUUGAGUCUUGGUGGUAAAAUGUGCGUAAUGCCUAAAUUUUACUACACUUACUUAUAAAUGACUUGAUUUUCUUUGCUAUUUCACUGCUUCUGAUCCACUGUCAUUAUCUAGUUCACUGAAAAGCAUUGCUCUAACAUACUUUAACAGCUAUAUAUAUUUAUAUAAAGGAAAAAUACUUUGCAGGCCUCUGUUUCUAUGCUACUGCCCUGCCAAAUUGUAGUUUAAAAGUGACGUUUUCUUGGCUUAUUACACGAACACUGCCUUGACCUAAGCUGAGAGGUGGGCCUAUUAGUAUCAUUCUGAUGUGUUUCAUUAUUGCACUGUAGUUCGACCACUAGGUGGCACCACAGGCACAGUAUACAUUAUAGGCGACCACCUGAACUCAAAUUUUAAUCAGUAUUUUAAGAACGCAAGCCACAGUGAACUAAACUUGAUCCGAACAUGUACCCACUGUUUAACAUUGACGUUGAGUCUCAAUCUAUUCCUGUUCUUCAUGGUUACUUCAUACAUAUUUUACUAGUCUGAAAACCAAACUCCUAUAUGCACAAUAUCGAGGGAGGAUCUGCUUUUGCUUGCCUACACUUUUUUGUUUUAUAUAUAAUAUAUAUAUAUAAAAAUAAUCUCAAAUAAUUUGGGACCUCAUGAUUACCAUGGCCAUUUGUCUUAACUGCUAAUACUCAGUUCUGUCAUAGGUGAGCUAUGCAUUGUGAAUCUUGGACCUGUGCAUAUUUGUGAAAUGUAACUUUCAGACAUAAUUGUAGACCUGUACAGUUGAAUGUAUGGGCUUUUUUUUUGUUUGUUUUUUUGUGUCAUUCACUGAGCUAAGAACAGCAUGGGCUCUGUUUAUAGAAAUGUCAUUGUUACAUCAAUGCAAUUGAAAUUUUGCAUAAUGGAAGAUUAAGUGGGAGAGGUCUGGAUGUUGAAAUGCAGAGAUAGUGCUGUUGUCUCAUUUGAGUGAUACUGUAGCUUUAAUUCAUAAACAGAAAGAUAGGGAGCAGUUUCAGCUGAAUUGAUACUGUCUUUUGUUUUGUUUUGAAGUCAUAUCUUUUUCUUAAGACUCCUAUCACAUGUCAUAAUAUAUUGUACAUCCCUUUUUACAGCCAUAUUUUCAUUCCGUCAAUUGUGAAGUCCACAAAAAGAAGAAUAUGUUUUGGGAGAAAAAAAGUGAAGAAAAAUAACAUUGUAAAUAUCACAUUGAAAACAGAUCUACUUAAAUUGUACUGUACUUUCUAAACCCAUAUGAAAAUGUAUCUACAAUUUGUAGAUAUGUGUACUUUUGAUUUAAUAAAAUAAGAUUAUAAAACCUCA